GAUGUCUGCCCUCUUCGACAGCACAGCAGUUUUACCCAUAGAUAUGAGCUGUGUGUCUACGACCACAUUCAGCCCCGAGCAGCUGCGUCUCUCCAGCCUUCCCUGACGCCGACUCAACCAUACUGAUGAGCCCGGGGAGCCGCGCGCCUCCUCCUGACGUCGCCUCCUUUCCCUCACACCGGCUUGCGCAACAACAGUGACCGAGCGAGCCGCGGAAGCGCAGCCUCCCCCCUCCCAGCAGCCUCGCACUCUCACCGGCUCUUCCACACCCGAACGCGGACCUUUGGAACAGAUCCGUCCGAGGGUGGGUGAUGCGCACGUCGCCGCCGCCGCCGCUACCUCGGCACGGCCACUCUUACAUCGGCAUCGGUACACCCGCGUGAAUUCGGCAACUGUGAGCACAUCUGCACCUCAAAGAGGAGCCAUGCACGACACUGUCGCACCACUGCCCGCCUGCAGUCCUCCUCCUCGGCACAGUCCCUCGGGCUCCCUCGCUACCAACCCGGAGGAGCCGAUGCAAGCUUGCUAAAGAAGAAUAAGGAAAGAAAAGACCCACAACCGACACUUCUAGAACCUUUUUUUCUUUUUCGGUGGAGCGGAAUUGGAAGCCUUGAUCGACGCGCAUAUUGAUUGGUUUUCCUUUGGAUCAUGCAGAGAUUAUUACUACGGUGAAGGAGAGAGCAAAUAAAGGAUGGAUCCGGUUAUGUACGUUGUGGGGGUACUGGUGCUGCUCGUGGAGGGCGUCCGUUCCCAAGGAGUGUACGCACCCCCUACCGUCCGCAUCAUUCACUCUGGGCACGCCUGCAACGUGGAAGAGGAGCGGCACACGGAGCGCGUCUACACCAUCCGAGAGGGCGAGACCCUGGAGCUCAGCUGCCUGGUGACGGGGCAUCCUCGGCCGCAGAUCAGAUGGACCAAGACUGCUGGCAGUGUGUCGGACCGGUUCCAGGACUCCAGCGUCUUCAAUGAGACGCUGCACAUCGCCACGAUCCUGAGGACGCAGGGUGGCCGCUACUACUGCAAGGCGGAGAACGGCCUCGGCUCGCCCGCCAUCAAGUCUAUCCGAGUGGACGUCUACUACCUUGAUGACCCAGUGGUGACGGUGCACCAGAGCAUUGGGGAGGCGAAGGAGCAGUUCUACUAUGAGCGGACGGUGUUCCUUCGCUGUGUGGCCAACUCCAACCCGCCGGUGCGCUACAGCUGGCACCGCGGCCGCGAGGUGCUGACCCAGGGCUCGGACAAGGGCGUGGAGAUCUACGAGCCCUUUUUCACGCAGGGGGAAACGAAGAUCCUGAAGCUGAAGAACCUGCGACCGCAAGACUACGCCAACUACAGCUGCGUGGCCUCUGUCAGGAACGUGUGCGGCAUUCCUGACCGCAGCGUCAUCUUCCGGCUCACCAACAAGACAGCCUCACCGUCCAUCAAGCUGCUGGUGGAGGACCCCAUCGUAGUGAACCCCGGCCAGACGGUGUCGCUGGUCUGCAUCACCACCGGCGGGGAGCCGCCGCCACUCCUCACGUGGUUCACCGCCAACGACAGUUUGCCGCAGAGGAGCAUGGUGAAGGGCGGCACGCUCACGCUACCCGCCAUCAGCUCGGACGAGGCGGGCAUCUACAGUUGCGUGGCCAGCAACAACGUGGGCAACCCGGCCAAGAAGUCCACCACCAUCGUCGUCCGAGCGUUGAAAAAGGGCCGCUUCUGGAUCACUCCUGACCCGUACCACAAUGACGACAACAUCCAGAUCGGUCGGGAAGUCAAGAUAUCGUGUCAGGUGGAGGCGACGCCCCCGGAGGAGCUCACCUUUAGCUGGCUGAAGAACGGCCGCGCCCUGCGCAGCUCGGAGCGCAUGGUCAUAACGCAGACGGACACGGACAUCUCGCCCGGCACCACCAACCUGGACAUCAUCGACCUCAAGUUCACCGACUUCGGCACAUACACGUGCGUAGCGGCGCUGAAGGGUGGCGGCAUUCCGGAGAUCAGCAUCGACGUCAACAUCUCCUCCACUACUGUUCCCCCCAACCUGACAGUCCCCCGGGGCAAGUCCCCCCUGGUGGCCCGUGAGGGUGACACAGUGGAGCUGGAGUGCCUUGUUUCAGGGAAGCCCAAGCCUAUUAUCCUGUGGUCGCGGGCAGAUAAGGAGGCGCCCAUGCCGGACGGCGGAAUGCAGACGGAGAGCUACGACGGAGCGUUGCGCAUCGUCAACGUGACGCGGGAGAUGACCGGAUCGUACCAAUGCCAGACCAGCCAGUACAACGGAUUCAACGUCAAACCCCGCGAGGCAGUGGUGGAGCUCAUCGUCCAAUACCCCCCCACAGUGGAGCCAGUCCACACGGAACUACGUCAGGGCCUGGGCCGGCCCGUGGUGAUGACGUGCCGGGUGUUGCGGGCUCACCCGUCGCGCGUGCUGCGCUUCGAGUGGCUGCUGUCCAACCGGCUGCUGCACGCCGGCGCUUUCGACGUGCAGCGGGACGACACCGAGUACACCAUCCGGAGUCUGAACCGCGACGGCUGGGGCGAGUACACCUGCAAAGUCAUCAACGAGGCCGGCGCGGGAAAAUGCACCUUCCACGUCACAGGCAAGGCCUACGCUCCCGAGUUCUACUACGACACCUACAGCCCUCUGUGGCAGAACCGGCCCAGGAUCUACGACUUCAAGCUCCAGUGGACGCAGAUGAACCCUAACGCCGUAGACCGCAUCGUGGCUUACAGACUCGGCCUCAGACAGAUGGGACAACAGCGAUGGUGGGAGCAGGAGAUUCCCAUGGAUGGGCCGAUCAACAAAGGAGAGCUCAUGACCCACAACCUGACCGAGCUCAUCAAGCCAGAGUCCUAUGAAGUGCGUCUUACCCCCAUCACUCGUUUCGGCGAGGGCGACUCCACCGUUCGGAUUGUCACCUACAGCGCUCCCAUCAACCCUCACCUAAGAGAGUUCCACUGCAGCUUCGAGGAGGAGCCCAUCUGCAUGUUCACCCAGGAGAAGAACGACGACUUUGAUUGGACACGGCACAGCGCCGCCACGCGCGACACCAAGUACACGCCCAACACGGGGCCCAGUGGCGACCGCGCCGGCUCCAAGCAGGGGUUCUACAUGUACAUCGAAACGUCGAGGCCACGGAAGGAAGGGGAUCAGGCGCGACUCGUCAGUCCGUUUUUCAACAUCGCCCCGAAGAACCCCUACGGCAUCGCCAACCCGCCGGCCUACUGCUUCGGCUUCUUCUACCACAUGUAUGGGAAACACAUAGGGACGCUAAACGCCUUAGUGAAGCAAAAGGGCCUAGCCAGCCCAGAUGGGCCAGUGUGGUCGCUAAGCGGUAACCAAGGGGAGCGCUGGAAGCAGGCCAAAGUCAGCGUGCAUCCGAUGGCGUCAUUUCAGGUGGUACUCGAGGGAAUCCGAGGACCGGGCAUCGAGGGCGACAUCGCCAUCGAUGACGUCACGUUGGAGGAAGGGGAGUGUCGAGACCCGCCGCCCAACCUUAGUGCCAUUGCUCAGUCCACCUCCCUGCAUAUAUGGCUGCUGUGCGUCACCGUGGUUAUAACCCUCCUGGAGGGCCAGAGGUGACCUUUCUGGCCGUCGUCUCAGAGGCCGACCUUCAGACCCGCAGUCUGUGAGCUGUACCCUCGGCAACCCAUCACCAAAGAUUCACGCAUCCCGAAAGCGGCGACGGUCCCCUCCAGCCCCAGUGGAUCGCAUUGGGACAGAAAUGAAGACAUUGAACUGGGUUAAAAGAAAAAUAAAUAAUCUGAAGAAAAAGUCCUAAAAAUGUGCAAAUUUUUUGAAGGGGAAAAAAAUAUUCUUUGACAGUACAGUGCUCCUCGGUGCGGGACUCUCUUCAUGAGCACAAAGAGUGAACUUUGGCGGUGCAUCGAGGGAGGGGCAGUUUGUAAAGCACAAGAACAAUUUUAUGAAGUUAUAUGAAAAAAUAUAUAUAUAUAAAUAUAUAAUCUUUGCAAGGCAGCGGAAUAUAAAAAUGCUGCUGACAUUUUGAAGGAGGAAAUUGAAUCAGACCUUUCUCUGUGUAACUUUAUCUUCAUUUCCCUCGCACCAGAUGCCAAUCGCUUGUUUUUUUUCCCCACCGGCCUCGUUUUUGUUUUUAUCUGCUUGGUGCUGUUCUGAAGAAAAACAAGACCUCUGGCCACGUUUUGUUCUGUCUGCUUUAAGACCCUCCCCCCAUCCCCCAUGGCUGCCUAUGUACUUUUUACACUGUGCUCACCAGUCCAAGUGGCCAACUGAUGGUAUGAUGGCAGAACAAAAAGGGGGGAAAAAAAUGGCGAAAAGACAGCUGGACUACAGGGCGGGUCGAGAAGUCCAGGACGUGAUUGAUUACGGUACGACAGUCUGAUGAGCGAAGCCUGACGCAGAGUCGCGUCGGUCCACUGGAGACAAAGAAGAAGCCACUUUUCUUUCUGCCAUGAAACAAAGUGCCUUCAAGAUUACAACGCGGAAUCCCGAGCCCGGCUGUCGCGCAACAUCGAACACGCGCAUCCAUGCUUCGCCUGAUGGCCUAUUUUCUACAUGCGCCUCUUUUCGUCCCCCACACAAGUGCUGACGGGGUAUCGGGUCUCGGAGGCCAAGGAUCGUUGGCUAGACCGCAUGACGGCUUGGAAACUAAACAACAAAUGCAGGCUCUGAUUAUUUUUCAAUGGAUAAAGACACUCAUUGAAUUGACUACCCAACUGAGGUAGCCUUUUUUUUUUUUUUUUUUUUUUAAAUAAUCAAAAAUGAGAGGGACCUUGGGUGGCCCGCUCCUCUCUGCCGCCAUUUCUACGACAACGCUACCAGAACACAAAAGAUAUGAAUAAUAAUGAUAAUAAUGUUGAUAAUAGUCCUGAUAUUUUAUUACUGCAGCGAGAAUGUUUCUCUGCUUUUACACAAACUGUGAAGAUUUGACUGUGGACGAUCUACCUGAGACCAUAACCUUAACCAGCUGGGGUUUUUAAGAAAUGUAUUGUAAAAACAAAACAAACAAACAAAAAAACAACAACAAAGAAAAUGAGAAAUGUUCUGUUCAUCGUUGGUUGUGACAAAUGCUUUGAGGACUUUUUUUUUUUUCCCCCCUCUUCCGUUCUUUCGUCCCCCUUGCAUUGCCAAAAUAUCCAAGCGGACGGAAGCGUUACGAAUGAUGCCGAUCGUGUACGUUGUAUAACUUUUAAAUGUUAAAGAAUCUCUAUGGCAGAGGUUUAUGAUCAGUGUUUUAUGUUGGCAUCCGGGAAGCACAACAUUUCAGUUUAUGAAAUACAUUUUUAUAUUUCACCGCACAAACAGGAAUUUACUAGGAUCUCAUACAAAACGUUCCGCGAUUAAUUAAAAACUGCCUUUUUUGUUUUGUCCAUACAAAAACUAAACUACCUCCCAUCAGAGGUACGGUGAGUCCUCGGUUUACAAUCAAUUUCCAUUCCUACGCCAGCAACCUCUCCCAAGUUUGUCAUCAGACCGUGUUGUUAACCGACACUAACACAGCAGUCAAGUCAUCAAGUAAAUAUUUGUAUGAAAAAAUCUUCUAGGCCAUAAAUAUAAAACAAUCAAAUAAAAUACAGUGGUAACAAUCAAAUACGUACAGCGGUAAGUGUGUAAACUUUGUGCGCCCUUCGUAACCUGAAAACGUAUGUCGGUUCCAUCGUAAACCGAGGACCCCCUAAAUUCAGUUUGUUGAAGCCAUUUUUCAGGCUUGUCUUAGAUAGCUGCAAGAAAGGCAGCAACUUGGGGCUAAAUACAGCGUGAACGAAGUGGACAUUUCGUACGAUUUCCUCCUAAAUUCCUGCUCGAGAAGCUGAAUGACUUCUGGGUGGCCGACUAUACGUGUUCAGCAAACGUAGCGGAAGCCCGGAUUUGCUGAGUUAGAGGGCGACGAGGACCUGAUACGAUGAAAAAGAUGCUGAGCAAAACAGAGCAGAAUGAUGGGCAUCCUAUUGUUUUUAUUUCACACAAUUCCUCCCUGUGUUUAUACUCCUACACGGCUGUGCUCAUAAUGAAUGUACAGUAUGGCAGUACCUUUGUUGGGACAUUUUGUUUGCGUGUUUUACAGUGAGAAACUUUCCAAAUACCUACAGAAGUCUAACUUUUCCAGCGGUUGUUUGUCGCUGUCAUUUGUUGCUUUAUCAUAGCUAAUGAAAAGUGCCAAAUUUCCCCUGAAAGUGUUAGCGAGUACGCCGCUCCUUCCCUUUGUCAAAUUCUGUCUUGGUAUCACUUCUGAGGUAUAAACGGUUUGAUAUUCCGAGAAAUACGACGAUAAGAUGAUGGAUGUGAUGAGACCUGCCAAGGUUAGCUACUGUUGGGAAGUAGGAUAUUCCUUACAAGAUCCGUCCUUAAAGCAUUUCAGUCAAAAGUAAACAAAAACAUGGUCAAAGACCUCAAUAAGUGUUGUCAAGCAUUAGAGGGAGGGACAUUGAAAAUUAUAUGCAACCUAAAAGGCUCAUCUUAUGUUGGCAGCAUACAAAAAAGGAGGACUCAAUUUUCUGGAAUUUGGCGUGAAAGUCUAAAAAUCGUUUGUCUAAAUGCUGAAAUACCUUAAUGGCAAGUUGGAUUUUUACAAGAAAGGUUUAACACAAAUCCUCGUCCACAAAAAUAUUCAUGCUACCCCUGGACAUUCAUUAUAAAUGACAAAAUCUCUGUGAUGUACAACCCCAAUUCCAAUGAAGUUGGGAUGUUGUGUUAAACAUAAAUAAAAACAGAAUACAAUGAUUUGCAAGUCAUGUUCAACGUAUAUUUAAUUGAAUACACUACAAAGGCAACAUAUUGAAUGUUCAAACUGAUAAACUUGGUUGUUUUAGCAAAUAAUCAUUACCUUUUAAUUUUAUGGCUGCAACACGUUCCAAAAAAACUGGGACAGGGUCAUGUUUACCACUGUGUUACAUCACCUUUUCUUUUAACAACAUUCAAUAAACAUUUGGAAACU
Messenger RNA from Phycodurus eques (leafy seadragon), 6893 nucleotides. Its product is annotated as MAM domain-containing glycosylphosphatidylinositol anchor protein 2-like. NCBI's taxonomy places the organism in Eukaryota, Metazoa, Chordata, Actinopteri, Syngnathiformes, Syngnathidae. Gene Ontology annotation, biological process: homophilic cell-cell adhesion. The record is from RefSeq and is a predicted model, not a curated record. Bases 692 to 3559 code for a protein of 955 amino acids. Gene Ontology annotation, cellular component: plasma membrane. The transcript has 19 exons. Gene Ontology annotation, molecular function: protein binding.